Pipistrellus kuhlii (Kuhl's pipistrelle) is the source of this 3338-nucleotide messenger RNA. RefSeq names its product sorting nexin 18 (gene SNX18). Gene Ontology annotation, biological process: endocytosis; mitotic cell cycle; endosomal transport. Bases 116 to 1987 code for a protein of 623 amino acids. The record is from RefSeq and is a predicted model, not a curated record. Lineage: Eukaryota; Metazoa; Chordata; Mammalia; Chiroptera; Vespertilionidae. The transcript is spliced from 2 exons. Gene Ontology annotation, molecular function: phosphatidylinositol binding; protein binding. Gene Ontology annotation, cellular component: plasma membrane; cytoplasmic vesicle.
CGGCGGCGGCUCAGUCGGCGGCGGCGCGCGGCGCGGGCGGCGGCGCGGCGGGCGCGGCGGCGGCGUGGGCUCCUCCGCGGCCCUGGGCGGCCUCCCCGCGGGCUCGGCGGGCACCAUGGCGCUGCGCGCCCGCGCGCUGUACGACUUCAGGUCGGAGAACCCGGGCGAGAUCUCGCUGCGCGAGCACGAGGUGCUGAGCCUGUGCAGCGAGCGGGACAUCGAGGGCUGGCUGGAGGGCGUCAACAGCCGCGGCGACCGCGGCCUCUUCCCCGCCUCCUACGUGCAGGUGCUCCGCGCGCCCGAGCCGGGCCCCGGCCCCGCGCCCGACGCCGGCCCGGCCCGCUACGCCAACGUGCCGCCCGGCGGCCUGGAGCCCCUGCCCGCGCCGCCCGCCGCCUUCCAGCCCCCGAGCACCUUCCAGGCCCCGAGCUCCUUCCAGCCCCCGAGCUCCUUCCAGCCGCCGAGCUCCUUCCAGGCUCUGAGCACCUUCCAACCUCCCAGCGCCUUCCAGGCUCCGAGCUCCUUCCAGCCGCCGGGCGCCGGCCUCCCGCUCGCCGGGGCCGCCCCGCAGCCGUACGGCGGCGGCUCCCCGGGCUCCCAGGGCAGCGACGACGACUGGGACGACGAGUGGGACGACAGCUCGACGGUGGCGGACGAGCCGGGCGCGUCCCUGGACCCGGACGGCUCCUCCGCGGGGGCCUCCGGCCGCUACCGCCUGUCCACGGCCCCGGGCCCCGCGGCCCCGCACCCGCCGCCCGGCGCGGCCAAGAGCUCGGCCACCGUGAGCCGCAACCUGAACCGCUUCUCCACCUUCGUCAAGUCGGGCGGCGAGGCCUUCGUGCUGGGCGAGGCGUCGGGCUUCGUCCGCGACGGCGACAAGCUGUGCGUGGUGCUGGGCCCGCACGGCCCCGAGUGGCAGGAGAACCCCUACCCGUUCCGCUGCUCCAUCGACGACCCCACCAAGCAGACCAAGUUCAAGGGCAUGAAGAGCUACAUCGCCUACCGCCUGGUGCCCACGCACACGCGCGCGCCCGUGUACCGGCGCUACAAGCACUUCGACUGGCUGUACGCGCGCCUGGCGCAGAAGUUCCCGGUCAUCUCCGUGCCGCACCUGCCCGAGAAGCAGGCCACCGGCCGCUUCGACGAGGACUUCAUCGCCAAGCGCCGCCGCGGCCUGCUCUGGUGGAUGGACCACAUGGCCAGCCACCCGGUGCUGGCGCGCUGCGACGCCUUCCAGCACUUCCUCACCUGCCCGAGCGGCGGCGACGGCGAGCGCGCCUGGAAGCAGGGCAAGCGGCGCGCCGAGCGCGACGAGAUGGUGGGCGCCAGCUUCUUCCUGACGCUCAGCACGCCGCCCGCCGCCGCGCUGGACCUGCAGGAGGUGGAGAGCCGCGUGGACGGCUUCCGCAGCUUCACCCGCAGGAUGGACGACAGCGCGCUGCAGCUGGCGCACACGGCCACCGAGUUCGCGCGCAAGCAGGCCACGGGCUUCCGCAAGGAGUACCAGAAGGUGGGCCAGGCGCUGCGCGGCCUCGGCCAGGCCUUCGAGCUGGACCAGCAGGCCUUCUCCGCCGGCCUCAACCAGGCCAUCGCCUUCACCGGCGACGCCUACGACGCCAUCGGCGAGCUGUUCGCCGAGCAGCCCCGCCAGGACCUGGACCCCGUCAUGGACCUGCUGGCGCUGUACCAGGGCCACCUGGCCAACUUCCCCGACAUCAUCCACGUGCAGAAAGGCGCGCUGACCAAGGUGAAGGAGAGCCGGCGGCAUGUGGAGGAGGGCAAGAUGGAGGCGCAGAAGGCGGACGGCAUCCUGGAGCGCUGCAACACCAUCUCCUACGCCACGCUGGCCGAGAUCCACCACUUCCACCGGGUGCGCGUGCGCGACUUCCGGGCCCAGAUGCAGCACUUCCUGCAGCAGCAGAUCCUGUUCUUCCAGAAGGUGACGCAGAGGCUGGAGGAGGCGCUGCACCAGUACGACAGCGUGUAGGCGCGGGCGGGCGCUCCGGCCACGGGGACUCUGCCCGGCACAGACCGCGCAGCUGCUGCCGCUCCACAUGGCGCCGCCGGGCUGUGCGCCCGGGCGCUCCGGCCACGGGGACUCCGCCCGGCACAGACCACGCAGCUGCUGCCGCUCCGCCCGUGUGGCCCCGCCGGCUGUGCGCCCGGGCGCUCCGGCCACGGGGACUCUGCCCGGCACAGACCACGCAGCUGCUGCCGCUCCACAUGGCGCCGCCGGGCUGUGCGCCCGGGCGCUCCGGCCACGGGGACUCCUCCCGGCACAGACCGCGCAGCUGCUGCCGCUCCACAUGGUCUCGCCGGGCUGUGCGCCCGGGCGCUCCGGCCACGGGGACUCCGCCCGGCACAGACCGCGCAGCUGCUGCCGCUCCGCCCGUGUGGCCCCGCCGGGCGCCGUGGGACUGGCCGUGCUGGCCGGGGCGGCCGUGGCACGGCAGUAAGGCCUGGACCGCUGUAGCUCAGUUACAUAUGUACCCUACACUACCACGUAACGGAUGUGAUUGUACUCUUCGCCUUAUGCUUUCCGGAGGAUGGGUCUUCAGCGCAGACGUGGCCGACCUCAGAGCCUGGCGGGGUCUCGGGGAGCCCCAGCCAGCCCGCCCCAUGCCUUCCCCGCCCGCAGAUGGGGUCCCCGAAAUCCAGCCUGUUCUCUGUUUACAAACCCCGACGAGAGCAGCUGCGCGACUUCGUGCCUUUAGACGGGGGUUUUCAUUUCCCCGCCCCUUUACAGAGCAGCCACGACUUUGAUCGGAAGGCGAAAGGCCGGUGCGCACUGGGCAGCCUGCUGGUGACGGCAGCGCGGCGGAGGGACUGGCCGUCCGGUGGGGAGGCCGCGGGCACUCUGCUCCCUUCGUGCUCGCGUGGCCUCCCCCCGCAUCCUGAGGCCUGUGUGCGGGCACGCACCGCUCACCACCGAGGCAGGGCCGGCCCGGGACAGGCGGGUUCGGGAGGAUGCGGGCUCUGCUGGAGGGUGCUUUGCUUUCCUUUUAGCUGAAGGUUUUCUUUCCGCUCAGUGUGAUGUUUUCUAACGGAUCUACACUGUUAACCGAUCGAGACUCCACUGUGACUCACUCACUCGUUUACUUAAUCGACCACUUUUCAGGGAUGUCUGUGAAUUCAGUGUUACACGUGAUGCGAGUAGCGUUGACCUGAGGAGGGACCAGAAAUAAUCCUAUUCCAGAUGUUGAGAGCAAGAAGAAUUGUUAUUUUUAAGUACUGAUAAUCCCCCAGGACAUUUAUCAUUAAAGUUACCUUAAAUAUAUUCUUUUAAAGAAAAUACAAAGGCUGACGCAUACCAAAAAGAUUCCAAAGCAGCUUCGUUU